GUUUCAGUUGAAGCGAAUUCGAGAUGUCUAGCGCUAAAGAGCCUCAAGAGUAUCGUAUUUUCGUUGGAGGCUUGUCUUGGGAAGUGACGGAGCGUCAGCUUGAAGACGCCUUUUCUCGUUUCGGCAAGAUUAUUGACUCCCAGGUUCUUGUUUUUCUUCGAAUCGUAUGUAUAUGCAUGAAUAUGCUGUUUUUGUUGUUGUUGGUAGUGGUAUGUGUGGCUGUUAAGUUAUUGAGAUCUGGGUUGUUUGGUUUUUCGUGUUUAGUUGUUUAAUUUAAUCGAUUUUGUGGUUUUUAGAGGUGGGUGUUAAAAUGAAGUUAUGUAUUGUUAAUUUGGGGGGUUUUGAUUAUAUUGUGGAAGAAAUCAAACAAAAUGGCUGCAAACGGUUUUAUGUUGAAUUGUUGCCGCAAACCCUUCUAUUUUACUACUGCAUGUUGGGUAUUGAGGUUUUGGGUCAUGUUCAUUUUUUGUAAAUUGGUCAAUUUAGCUCUGAUGAACAUGAAUAUUUAAGCUUUAAUGAUUUGAAUUAUAAUUGACGGUUCAAUUGGUUUUGAAAGAUCAAACCCAUGAUUUUUUUUUUUUGUUGGAAGCAGUGAAAUUUUGCCUCAAUUGUGGUAGCAUUUUGUAUAUCUUAUGUUUAUGUAUUAAUGAUGUGUAUUAUGUUAUCUUGUAAGUCAAUGUGAGAAAAUUUGAGCUCAAUACAAUCAUCUUAUCAGCCAAUGCAUAUAUAAGAUUUUUUUAUUAUUUUUCAGUGAAGCUGGUAUGUUCAUGGUUAUGAUGUACUCGGUUUUUAUCCAUAUAUUUUGUUGACAUGUGUAUUCUAUAACAUUGAUACACUUUGUGCUAUAUAGAUAUAAUUUUGACAGUCUUAUCAGCCAAUGCAUAUAUAAGAUUUUUUUAUUAUUUUUCAGUGAAGCUGGUAUGUUCAUGGUUAUGAUGUACUCGGUUUUUAUCCAUAUAUUUUGUUGACAUGUGUAUUCUAUAACAUUGAUACACUUUGUGCUAUAUAGAUAUAAUUUUGACUACUUACUAAUCAAUCUUACUCAUUUGUGAGCUUCAUUCUUAAUGCUGCUGGGAGGUUUGAUUUGCGUUCAUUUGAGUUAUAAGGAGCUUUUGGUAAAUUUGAUUUGCAUCAUUGCGGCCAGCUGUUAGAUGUUUGAUUGAAUUUGAUCAGAUGGUUGUGUCCAGAUUCUAAUUUAUAAGUGUCACACAAGUAGUAACCGUCUCUGUCUCAGAAGGCUGAUUGAGCUGAAUAUCAGAUUCAUCAGGCUCUGUAAUAUCAGAUUAAUUUCUCCAGUAUAUAGUAAGAUCCAUGGUUAAGGUAUCCAUUAGGGAAGACCUAUGAUAACUUUGGACUGCCUCUAAUCCAGGGUGAAGUUUAAUAACUUAUAAGUUACAUGUUGCAAAGAACUGAAGUCCUCUGUUCAUUGUUGGUCGUAGUUGUGGCAGUGUUAAUCAUAGUUAGGUUUAUCGAGAAUUGAUGUCUGUUGGCUUUUGAAGAAAAGAUAGAAAAAGACAAUAACAGUGUAUAGCUCAAAGAAUUUAUGUUAGUGACAUGCUGAUGAGCUUCACCAAGUUUGAAUGUAUUACGCACAUUGUUUGAGAAAUCCAAGGAAACAACUUGUUCGCCAAAUUGCCAAGGUAUGUGGCAAGGAGAAGAAGCCGCAUGCUGUAGCAAGGAGAUAUAGCCACAUGCGAAGGAUGCAGAUUAGUAUGCACAAACAAUUGUCAUAUAGACUGCAGUUUUGUUCUCUGUCUUGACAAGUAUCUCCGGCCCUCGUCCUGGUGACUGGUAUCUUUUGUGCUCUUAGUGUUGACAGGAAUCCUUACUCAGUGAGAGAUGAUUUUUGUAAUGGUUGACAGUCCGACUAUAUAAUAGGGAAUUAGUUUAGUGGCUUUUGCAUUUCUGACUUUUUGGAUAUUGUUUUUUCUUUCCAUGAAGACAUCUGAUUUUCAUUGGGAUGAAUCUCAUAUAUCUUCUCGACAUAGAAUCCAGUCUCUCGUUUUGAACAGAUUAGUAUACAUAGUCAUCUCUCAAGAACCCUCUGUGUACAGGAAAUGAUAUUGGAUUCUGUCGGAUUCUUCUAGUGAUUUUAGCUUUAACGAAUUUAUUCUAGUUUUCUAUUCCAGUUUAGUAUUCUCUUGAGAAGUGUCUCUGCUUUUUGGAGAUUUUCUCAUGUAAGCUGUAUCAAUAUCCCAAGGUGGGUAUUGAAACUGAUUACAAGUCCUGCAUCUUCUUCUUCGUGUUUCUGUUCAAAUAAAGUUCUUGUAUGUGCAGUCCCCAUUCAUGUAUAGUCGUUAUUAUAUAGGAGAUGGGAUGCUUAUUAAGAGUGGCAGUAUGGUUGAUACAAUUGCCUUGUGAUGCCUGAUUAUAUAAGGUGAUCAGUGUUUGAACUUAUCUUAUCGAGAUAUAGCUGAUUACUUACCUUUAAGAAGGAAUCAAGUGGGCUAAUUAGUUCACCGCAAGUGUGAAUAAGGUUAUGUAUAUGUGAUUCAUUUGGUUAUGAGACUAGUUCAAAGUGUUAUUGGAUUGAGAAGGAUUAGAAGGAGACCUGUUUGAUGACUUUCGACAUAAAGACGAUUUGGAAGCUUACUGGUUUGUUUGUGUCGUGUGGUGCUGCAUCGUGCCGUUGAUUCGCCGCACUAAAUUGUAUUGAUGGAUUUUUUUGUGUGGAAGACUUUGUAACAGAUUUCUUUCUUGUUUCCUCCCCAUUUAUGGUUCCUUCUGGAGUUCACUUUCUGUUCAUGCUGUUUGAAAUUUAGUGGUUUACGUGAGAGGCUCUGCUUUAUUUGAUUAAUGUGCUGAAAAAUUCAAGCAAAUGGCGUCUCUGUAGUUAUUUUCUUGAGGUCUGUGAUAAACAGUGCAUGCAUGAUUCAUACUGGGCUUUGACUGUUCUAUAUGUAAUGUUGAGAACCGGACAGAGUUAAGUUAUUGCAAAGAUUGAAUUGUACAUUAUUCUGGACUCUCCUAUUCAAAUCAUGAUUGAAAGAGACACUGGGCGCCCUCGGGGCUUUGGGUUCUUGACCUUUGCAGAUCGUCGUGGAAUGGAAGAUGCGAUAAGGGAAAUGCAUGGUAGGGAGUUGGGUGAUCGGGCAAUCUCAGUAAACAAGGCCCAGCCGAAGAUGGGUGGUGAUGAUGCUGGUCGCGGCUAUAGCGGUGGUUACCCAUCUGGUGGCAGGGGAAGCUAUGGAGGCGAUAGAUCGUCAGGGCAGGACGAGUGCUUCAAGUGUGGGAGGUCUGGGCACUGGGCCCGAGACUGCCCUUCAGCAGGUGGUGGCCGUGGUGGUGGUGGUCAUUUGUCAUCAGUUCCUAGGUUUGGUGGGUCUGGUGGCCGUGGGGAUCGUUUCGGUGAUCGGUAUGUUGAACGUGACCGUUUUGUUGAUGACAGAUAUGAUGGAGGACGUUAUGGCGGGGAUCGCUAUGAAAUCAGAGAGACAAAGUAUCCGAGUCGUGAUUAUGUGACAGACAGGUAUCCUCCCAGCAGUGAUCGCUUUGGAGGUGACCGCUAUGGAGAAUCAGACCGUUACCCACCAAAUGGAUAUGGUAAAGAGAGAGUGUAUGAAAGGGAUGUUGGCCCAAGGCGGAGCACUGAAAGGUACGGAGGCGGAGGUCCAGCACGCUAUGAAGGGAAAGGUUACAGGGACAGAGCUGGUCCCUAUGACCGCCCCAGGAGGGGAGGACAUCCAUCUUCCUUCGACCGUUACUAGAUCAUAUAUCAGUUCUAGACUGUACUGCACUUUCUAGUUAUCAGAAUUUAAUUAUGUAGGAUGUUUGCAACCUUUUUUCAGCAUUUGAUGUACGACAGUGUUUACUUUAGCUUCUGCAAGUUAAACUUGUAUGUCAUUUCUAAUCGGUGAUCAGUGAUUGCCCCACUUACUGAGAAUUGUGUAGACAUUAUGGAUGGUAAUACUGGUGUAGAAAUAACGCUUUGAACUU
Molecule: messenger RNA, 3936 nt
Organism: Daucus carota subsp. sativus
Lineage: Eukaryota; Viridiplantae; Streptophyta; Magnoliopsida; Apiales; Apiaceae
Product: glycine-rich RNA-binding protein RZ1C
Exons: 3
Coding region: 2979-3707 (242 amino acids)
Cellular component (GO): nucleus
Molecular function (GO): mRNA binding; zinc ion binding
Source: RefSeq, a predicted model, not a curated record